Molecule: messenger RNA, 3396 nt
Organism: Didymodactylos carnosus
Lineage: Eukaryota; Metazoa; Rotifera; Eurotatoria; Philodinida; Philodinidae
Source: the annotation of a GenBank genome assembly
AUGUCAUCGUUUAAUCAAAUUCAAUCGGCAUGUAGUGCACUAGGUUAUUAUGAUGGAAAAUCGUAUUUAAAAGAUGAAGAUUGCGAGGAUGCUCUACGUGUAUUGAUUCGUUGCCUACGUUUUGAAAAUGAGAAAAAAGAUUCGAGAAUUCAAAUGUUAGAGUCAAAAAUAAUUGAAAACGAUUUGAUACCAAUACUAGUUUAUUUAGGCAAUGACAAUGAUACAAAAACUGUUAAUUUAACUUUUAAACUACUGGUCAAUUUAACAAAACCACCGUUGCACUUGGCUAAUGAAAAAUUGUUUCAAUGUAUGGUCAAUAAAUUACGACCAGUGUUAGAAAAAGAAUGGCUCGAUCGAACAGACGAUGAUGAUUUUAUAUUACAUGCUGUCUUUACAUGUGUACGUAAUAUUUUAUCAAUUCGACCAGAACGUACGUCCGAAGAAAAUGAUGUUGAUGCUCAUGAUCUUGUUUUAUGGUCUAUUCAUACGAGUGGAAUGGAAGACUUACUACUUUACAUUGGAAAUAAUACUCAAAGUGAUGAACGUAUUAUGAAUAUCUUAGAAAUUGUUGUUUUUAUGUUAAGAGAACAGUCAGCCGAAGAACUAGCACGUGCCGGUGAACAGCAAACAAAGAGCAAACGAGAAAAAGAUAAUGAUGCACUAGCCGUUUUGUAUGAACGAGAAUCCACACAAAAACAACAAAUGUUAAAAUUAACGACAAGCCGCUCAGUAUUAGGUGGUGCUACUUAUGUAAUUUCAAAUGCUAAAGGUAUUGGUGAAAAUCAAUUGAUAUGUCAUCGUCCUUUACAAAGUAUGAAUGCAAUUGAAUUUGAUCGUGAAAAAAAACGUGUUCGUAAACCAAAAAAUCGUGCACCGAUGAAACAAGAAAUUGAUGUUAAUCAUCAUUCUGCAUUAAGUAUAAGAUUAUUUCUGAAAGAAUUUUGUUUAGUGAUGAAACAAGUUUCUUUUGGGCAAUAUGCUUUUUUACGGAAUUUAAUCGUUACUCACAUCAAACAAUCGAUCGAAUUAGGCAAUGAAACAAUGCAAAUGAAUGCAUUUCAUCUGAUACAUACAAAAAUAGAUCAUUAUCGUGAAAUGAUUAAAGUUGAUAAAAAAGAUUCGAAACUAUGGGGGAAAAGGCUACAAAUUGCAUUUAGUGCAUUUAAAGAAUAUAUUUUAUGUAUAAAAGCUAUGCUAGCAAAUUCAGACGAAUCAAUUCGACGAGCAGCAAACAUAAUGAAAAGUAGUAUAACAAUAACGUUAAAUGAAAGUGCAAAAUUGGGAAUAUUUUGUAUUUUAGAUAAGAUAUUUUAUGUACAAGAAUAUCGUGAACAAAUUUUAAAUCUUUUAAAAGAGUUUGAUAAUACAAAAAUGAGCGAUACAUAUUUACGUAAUCUAAUUGAAAGUACUCAUGAAUUUUUAAAAUUACUCGAAGAACAUACAACGAAUGGAAAACAUUUAUUUGUACAAAAACGUAAACGAGAACGAAAAAACAAGAAAUCGGUAACAAAGAAAAGUUCGACAAAAACAAAAACAACAGUUGAAAUGUCAAGGGAUGAACCCAAUAGUGAGGAACUUGAACGUGAUUGGGAAGAAAAUGUCGCUGGACAAUUAUCAAGUUUACUUCAAGGCAUACAAGAAUUACAAAUAUCACAUACAGAAAUAUCACCCUUUGAUCCACUAUCAAUUAUACCAGUUGAUGAUCAAAGUAUUAUUGCUGUUGGACGUAUUCAGAAAGCGAUGCGAAUGAAAAAUAUUGACGAAGCAGUAGCGCUCUUUCGUGCAUCAAGAGAAGUAUGGCGACAAGAACCGGCGUUUGGUUUCGAUGGAAUUGAUUCCGAAGAAGAAUUUAAUUUGUUUCGUGAAAUUUUUAUGUCAAAAAUCAAUGUUCCUCUCCCACAAUCACCGAAUGCAAAGGAUGAAAUUCAGGAUAUUAAUGACGAAGAACAACAUGAUGAAGAAGGAAUAAAAGAAGAAGAAACGGAUAUUGUUGAACGAGAAGAAGAGUUUGAUAUUAAAAGGUUUAUUAUGUGUUUCGCUCAUUCUAAUGUGCUAUGUUCGUAUAUUGAUAUAUUAAAGUCAUAUUCAACAAAUUCAUUAUAUUUAAAUCAUUGUAUAAUUCGAAUGUUUUAUCGUAUAUCAAUUGAUUGUGAUUAUGCUGGAAUACUCUUUCAAAUGUCAUUGUUUCGUAUUAUACAAAAUUUUUAUGUUGAUCCAUUAGCUAAAUGUGAACAAUAUACAGAAUUUUUUCAAUUUAGUAAAUGGUUAUUACGAAAAUUUUUUUCAACAAUCGAAAAAAAUCCAUUAAUUUAUGGUGAGCUAUUAUUUUGGAAAGAUCGAAGUGUUAUAGAAGAAUUACUCGAUGGUCACAAACCUUUGACAGACAAAGGAAAUGUAGCAUGGACAGAAGAACAGCAAGAUGAAUUAAAAGAUUUAUUUUUAAAAAUUAAAUUGAAUUCAAAUGAUAUAAAUCAUGAAAAUGGAGAUAUAGUCGAUCAGAUAAUGAGAGACUUUAGUUGUAAAAAUAAAACAAGAAAACAAAUUAUAAAAGAAUUAAAAUGUCUACAGUUAAUUCAGAAUGUUAAAGAAUUAAAAUUGUCAUCAAAACGCAUACGUAAAGAGAAGAAAGAAAAAAGUGAAAAAGGCAAAAAGUCUCGAAAAAAAAAUCUUGAUCUCUUUACUGAAGUACCCGAUGAUGAAAAUAAACAAUUAUCUCCAUUACGAACAACAUCUGACAUAGAUGAAUCUUUGAGUGAUACUGAUCGUAAGGACGAAUGGAUAGAUGAAACAGAUGUAGAAGAUGAGACAGAUACAAUUGAUGAAACAAAUCAUCUGAAACUUAACGGUAUUAACAAUUUUACACAACAAACACAAGAUGAAAAGAAUGAUCCAGAUGAAUUAAAUAGUGUCAUUUAUUUUACGGCGUCAAUGUUAGCACAAAAUGGAAAUGAAAAAAUUGUUGAAAUGAUUAAAAUAAAAUUUGAAGAGAAAAUAAAUGACAGUGAUACUGAUCAUAUACGAAUAGUUAUCGAUGAUCAAUUUGAUGAAAAUAAUUUGAUUAAUGAAUUAUUAGCUACAAUGAAUUUUUCAAUUAUUAAUAAUAGAUGGAUAUGGAAUGACCGUUUAACAUCUGCACGGAAACAUGUUGAACUUUUAAAUGAUGCAUUACAAAGGAGAGAGAAAAAACAAGAUCCCCGAAAACUAUUGAAAGAAAAUGAUAGUGAUGAUGAAGAUGAAACAUUGAGCGUGAUCAUUCCGCCAACAAAACCAUUAUCCAAUGUAAAACAAGUUCGACAUUUUUCGUCAUUAUUAAGCGAUGAAGAGGAUAAUAAUGAAAAUAAUAGAGAACAAACAAAAAAAUUUCGUAGACAAAUAGCAUCAAGUGAUGAAGAUUGA